AUGACACCUUUAAACACAUCGCCUGACCCCAUUAGAAAAUCAACAACAAGAUCAAAUUUCACAGAUACUCAAAUCAUUGCAUUAAGUGGUGCAUUAGCUGGUUUCAUUGCAGGUGUUUCAGUCUGUCCAUUAGAUGUUGCUAAAACAAGAUUACAAGCUCAAGGAUUAUCUUCAAAUAAAAAAUAUCAUGGUAUUACAGGUACAUUAAAUACAAUUUUAAAAGAUGAAGGUGUAAAAGGUUUAUAUAGAGGUAUUGUACCAAUUAUAAUGGGAUAUUUCCCAACUUGGAUGAUUUAUUUCACAGUUUAUGAAAAAGCGAAAUUAUAUUACCCAAAAAUAUUCCAAAAUCAAUUUGGUCAUAAUAAUCAUAAUGAAUUUUUCGUUCAUUCCUUAUCUGCUUUCACUGCUGGUUCAGUUUCCACUUCAAUUACAAAUCCAAUUUGGGUUGUCAAGACAAGAUUAAUGUUACAAACUGGAGAUGAAAGUUUGGAAAAAAAUUAUUAUAAAAAUACAAUUGAUGCAUUUAAAAAAAUGUAUAAAAAUGAAGGUUUUUUAGUUUUCUAUUCAGGUUUAAUUCCAUCAUUAUUUGGUUUAUUUCAUGUUGCUAUACAUUUCCCAGUUUAUGAAAAAUUGAAAAAAUUUUUAAAAUGUGAUAAUUUUAAAUCUCAAACAAAUGAUGAAUUACAAACCCAUUCAAAUAAUUUAAUUAGAUUAAUAACUGCAAGUUCUUUAUCCAAGAUGUGUGCAUCAACUUUAACUUAUCCUCAUGAAAUUUUAAGAACAAGAAUGCAAAUAUCUUCAUUUAAUAAAAACAAAUCAAUUAAAACAGGGUUGAUAAAUACAAUAUUAAAUAUUUAUAAAAAAGAAGGAUUAAUUGGGUUUUAUCAAGGUUUUACAACAAAUUUAGCAAGAACUGUACCUGCAUCUGCUGUUACUUUAGUUUCAUUUGAAUAUAUAUCAAGAUAUUUAACAACUGCAUUGAAAUAGAGAGAA
Molecule: messenger RNA, 993 nt
Organism: Hansenula anomala
Lineage: Eukaryota; Fungi; Ascomycota; Saccharomycetes; Phaffomycetales; Wickerhamomycetaceae
Exons: 2
Coding region: 1-987 (328 amino acids)
Biological process (GO): NAD transmembrane transport
Molecular function (GO): NAD transmembrane transporter activity
Source: RefSeq, a predicted model, not a curated record